Molecule: messenger RNA, 6773 nt
Organism: Brassica rapa (field mustard)
Lineage: Eukaryota; Viridiplantae; Streptophyta; Magnoliopsida; Brassicales; Brassicaceae
Product: IQ domain-containing protein IQM2
Source: RefSeq, a predicted model, not a curated record
UAUAUAAACUCCAUUCCUGAAGAGUUUGUAACUUGCGAUUUGUGAGCUUCAUUUCCUUCUUCAGCUAACAAAAACAAGAACAAAGAAAUCUUUCGAAUCCUCAAGAAAAGAAUCUAAAGAAGAUUCAAGAAGAGCUAAGAGAAAGCUUCAAGAUUCCUCAAACGAGCUUUUACUGACAAAACCUGAUCAAGUGCGUAUAUUCGAGGUCAGAACCUAUCAGGAUCUGUUGAAUGGGGGUAUCAUUCUCCUGUCCGUACACCAAGCAAGAAGACGUGGAGGCUUCUCUAGACUCCGUCACUGUCAAGUCCAUAAGCUUCGGUGAUGACAACGAGUGCAAAACUCCCAAGAGAUCCGUUAACUUCAAUGACAGAACUCUCGAGCCCACGAUCUUGAAAUCUAUGGGAUCUGGUGGUAAAAUGGUUGUCGAGAAGUCUGUCAGCUUCAAAGGGAUGCAGCUGGAGAGAAUGAUGGAGAAUGGCUUCGAGAUAGACAAUGCAGAGAUUGCUAGGGAACUCUCAGUUCUUGAUCCGAAGAACCCUAAACACGAAGCUGCUAUUAAGUUACAGAAAGUUUACAAGAGCUUCCGUACGAGGAGAAAGCUUGCGGAUUGUGCAGUGCUCGUGGAGCAAAGCUGGUGGAAGCUAUUGGAUUUUGCUGAGCUGAAGAGAAGUUCUAUAUCUUUUUUUGAUAUUGAGAAACACGAAACCGCGAUUUCGAGGUGGUCUAGAGCUAGGACUAGAGCAGCUAAGGUUGGUAAAGGUUUGUCCAAGAAUGGAAAAGCACAAAAGCUUGCUCUACAACAUUGGCUUGAAGCUAUUGACCCGAGGCAUCGGUAUGGACACAACCUGCACUUUUACUACAACAAAUGGCUCCACUGUCAGAGUAGAGAACCUUUCUUCUACUGGCUUGAUAUUGGCGAGGGAAAAGAAGUAAAUCUUGUGGAGAAGUGUCCUCGUUUGAAACUUCAGCAACAGUGCAUCAAGUAUCUUGGUCCGAUGGAAAGGAAAGCUUAUGAGGUUGUUGUGGAAGAAGGCAAGUUCUUCUACAAGAACAGCGGAGAGAUGCUUCAUACUUCUUCAAUGGAAGAAAGUGAUUCCAAAUGGAUUUUCGUGCUCAGCACGUCGAAAGUGUUGUACGUUGGGAAGAAGAAGAAGGGUACCUUUCAACAUUCAAGCUUCUUAGCUGGAGGAGCUACUGUUGCUGCAGGGAGAUUAGUUGUUGAGAGUGGUGUUCUUAAGGCUGUUUGGCCACACAGUGGACAUUAUCAACCUACUGAAGAGAAUUUCUUGGACUUUCUUUCUUUCCUAAGAGAGAACAAUGUUGAUAUCACUGAUGUAAAGAUGAGUCCUACAGAUGAAGAUGAGUUUUCUCUUUACAAACAAAGAAGCACUCACAUGAGAAACCAUUCUUUGGAAGAGGAUUUGGAGCCUGAGAAGAGCAUUAUCUUGCAAGACAAGGUUGAUCCAAUACAAGAAGAAACAACUCCAGUGAUGGCUAAUACCGAAACACCGAAAAAGAUGGAGUCUAUUAAAGUAUCUGAAGACUAUGAUUCUGGUGAUGAUGAGGAGGAGGAGGAAGAGAUUUUUGACUUAGAACAAGAACCAAUUCCUUCAGAGCAUAGCUCACCAAGAGGAGGAGAAGAAACCAGAGAGAGUGAGGUAGUGAAGAUUCCAGAAGAAUCAAUCCUAAAAAGGAUCAAUUCAAAGAAGGAAAGUAGAUCUUUCCAACUUGGGAAACAGCUAUCUUGCAAGUGGACAACAGGUGCAGGACCAAGGAUAGGUUGUGUAAGAGAUUACCCAUCAGAGCUUCAGUUUCAAGCACUUGAACAAGUCAACUUGUCUCCGAGAAGCGCUUCUGUUUCAAGACUCUGUUUCUCUUCCUUGUCUCACACGCAAACGCCUCAGAUGUCACCGUUAUGGCGAGGAAUGUCAUUACCUGCAGAUAUCAUCACACAUUCAUAACUGAUGAAAUUUUUUUAAUUACACAUUAAGUUCUUUCGAUCUGAUCUAUUCUUUUUGUGUGAAUAGUGACGAUGAUGACUUAAAAAUUCUUUUGUAUUUUUUUUUCUUCCCCUUUACUGUAACAGAGAAGCAUUUCAUUUGUUUAUUUCGUUUCUUGUUUAACAAGAUAUUACAUGUAUAAAAAAAAUGUUAGCUUCUUUUUUGUUUCUGGCAAAAGCCUGUAAUAUAUGGUUCAAGAUUCGCCUCUUUUUUUAUACUGUUAUUAGCUUUUAUUUACACUUUUUACAGCAAAUUUCUGCUCGAUUUUCAGGAAACGCAGUGAAGAUUCAAAACCCUAGGCUCUGGUUCACAUCUCAAGACUCACAAACCCUAGUGAUGCUUGCGUGGAAAGACAACUUUGUCCUUGAAGAGAGAGCUUAUUUGCCUUAUACGAACUCUAUACCUCUGGUGAGAACAAGUUUAAAGGUUUUGAAAGGCCCGUUAUUAGACUUGGUCAAGUAAGCCCCGUAUCGAUUAAUAGAUUGUUUGGCGCAACGACCAUGCCCUAGUCCUAGUCCACGCUUCUCCACCUACCAACCGAAGAAAUUAAGUCAAAACAUUUCAGCCUUGUUAUGUCACAAGAAAAUCUUUUGGCUUCUUCCCUUUUUUCCUACGACUGCAAUGUGUACGGCUAUAUCGUUUGCCAUUUUUUAUUAGAUAAGACUACACAUAAUGUAGUGCCGUGCCAACCAUCUGAGGGGGCUGAGGCAAAACAAGAUAAUAUGUAUUUAAAAUAAUAAUUAUAAUGUAAUUUAAAAUAAUAUAAGAUAUUAAAAAUAACAUUCAAAAACAAGGACUAUGUUUUAAGAGAUUUUAAUUUUCGUUUUUUAUAAAUCAUUUUCAUGUUUUAAAGAUACUUUUAAGUUUCUUAAAAAUCAGAAAAAUAACUAUUUAGUUUUUAAGAAAAAAAAACUAAAUAUGACACCACUAAAAAAAUUAAAAUAAAACUUAGUAUGUUAAAAAUUAACAUUCACACCACUAAAUAUGACAAUUAAAUAAUUUUAAAAUACAAACGUAUUUCAUAUAAACACAUUUGAGAAAAAAUUAAAAUAAAAUCUUUAGAUUUUGAAUAAAUAAAAAAACGUAUUUUAUAUAAUAUCAACAAUAUUAUUCUUGAUGCUUGGUUUUGAAUUCAAGUAGAAAACAUAAACAUAAGUAUUUUAACUAGUUGUAUACUAUUUCACAAAGACUUUUUAGAGAUUUGGAACCCCAAAAUUUUGUAAUUUAUGUGGGGGCCUAAGGUUAAUACUUUUUGGCUUUUUCAUAACACUCGUCCUUGAUGUUGAUCUUCAAAUGGUUGAAUGUAUUGGUCUAGAAGAGCUUUUAUUCUUGUUUCUGAUAAACAUUUUAGGCCAUUGCCUUUGUUGACCACGAACUCGGUUACUUGAGCUUGAUUUGUGAAUUGUGCGGUAGAGAUUUGAGCUUUGGCUUUGAGCUUUGUGUUUAAUAAAGAUUUGAGCUUUGCUUUGGAUUGUGUUGAAGCUGUUUUUAUACUAUCUCCUCUCUCUCUCCAACUAAUAUUCACAACACAAUCGAAAGCCAAAGCUCAAAUCUUUAUUCGACCAAAAUGGUUCCAACACUCUCUACGGCACAGUUAGCAGAUCCAGCUGAAGCAACGAGUUCGUAGUCAACAAAGGCAAUGGCGUAAAGGGUUUAUUAGAAACAUGACCCAAAGCUCUUCCAGACCAAUACAUUCAACCAUUUGAAGAGCGUCUCAUCAACAAGUUUGUCAACGAUGAGGCCAUUCCAGUCAUCAACAUGUUGAACCCCAAACAGAACAAAGACGCUGAAGCUAUUUGUGACGCUGCUGAGAAAUGGGGCUUCUUUCAAGUGAUCAACUAUGGAGUUGAUUUGGAUGUUCUUGACAACGUGAAGGCUGCGACUCAUAGGUUCUUUAACCUCCCUUUUGAGGAGAUGAGCAGGCUCGCAAAGGAGAAUUCUUUGUCGACCAAUGUUAGGUUCGGUACGAGUUUCAGUCCUCGUGCAGAGAAAGAUUAUCUCAGCCUCUUCUUUGUGUCCGAUACAAAAGUAUCUGAAGACUAUGAUUCUGGUGACGGUGAGGAGGAAGAGGAAGAGUUUUUUGGCUUAGAACAAGAACCAAUGCCUUCAGAGCUGAGCUCACCAAGAGGAGGAGAAGAAACCAAAGAGAGUGAGGUGGUGAAGAUUCCAGAAGAAUCAAUCCUAAAGAGGAUCAGUUCAAAGAAGGAAAGCAGAUAUUUCCAACUUAGGAAACAAAUAUCUUGCAAAUGGACAACAGGUGCAGGACCAAGGAUCGGUUGUGUAAGAUAUUACCCAUCAGAGACUCUGUUUCUCCUCCUUGUCUAGCACGCAAACGCCUCAGAUGUCACCGUUAUGGCGAGGAGUGUCAUUACCUGCAGACAGCAGUCAUAUCAUCAUCACACUUUCGUAACUGAUGAUUUUUUUUUUUAAUUACACAUUAAGUGACGAUGAUGACUUAGAAAUUCUUUUGUAUUCUUUUUCCUUCCCCUUUAGUGUAACAGAGAAGCAUUUCAUUUGUUUAUUUCCUUUCUUGUUUAACAAGAAAUGAUAGGUUAAAAAAGUGUUAGAUUCUUUUUAAACGCUUUGUAUGUUUUGGCAAAAGCCUGCAACAAACAUAAUUGAUCCAAUAUUCUCCUUUUAUUUUCAAAAUAUUGUUAUUAACUUUUAUUUAACCUUUAUUGCAAGUUUCAGCUCGAUUUUGUUUUGGACAAAACUCAGUGGAGACUCAAAACCCUAGGCGCUGGUUCACAUCUCAAGACUCACGAACCCUACUGAUGUGAGCGUGGAAAGACAAAUCUGUCCUCGAAAGAGACAGAUUUUAUUUCUUAUAUGGACCACCCUCAGCUCCUGGUGAGAACAAUUUUGGGCUUUUGAAAGGCCCAUUAGGCUUGGUCAAAACAACCCCGGUUAUAAUGUUGGAUUGUUUGGCGCAACAAGAACCAUGCAUAGUCCAUGCCUCUCCACCUACCAAAUGAAUAAAUCAAGAUUACUUAUCAAAAGUUUUAUCUUUGUUAUGUCACAAGAAAACAUUACGACUGCAAUGUGUACGCCUAUAACGUUUGCUAUUAUUAGAUGUGACCACAUAUAAAGACAUAAAUUCGUAAUAAUUUAGAAAAAAAAAGAGUCAAACACUACAUUUAACUAAACUAUGUGUUGUCGAUGAUGGAUAGAACAUUGUCUUCAAAAAGAAGAAGGCCAGAACAUAUUGAUUAACAACGUACUAAGUAGAUUUAUUAAGCGUAUGUAUGACUUCUGGAUCACUACAGUUAGUAACCCUUCAACCAAACCAAUCCAAAACUAAUCUAGCAUAUCAAUGGAUGAACUUUGAAAUUUCAUUGAUUUUUGAGUCAUGAAUAGCAUUAUAUUACAACCACAAGAACCUGCAUUUUUGUAAAAUGUCAAAACUAAUGAAAGAUAUAUAAUUUUCAUUGGGAUUACCUACAAAUUCAAAUGAGCAAAUCUCCAAAAUAACACCUUUCUAAGUUUAUAUCACAAAAAUAGUACUCAAAAACUAAAAUGACCAAAAUAGCAUUUUAUAUUUUGAAAAUUUUAAAUUUUUUUAUUUUUCAAAAUUUGAAAUCUUAUCUCCAAAACCUCAUUUCUCAACUCUAAACUCUAAAACCUAAACUCUAAACCCUAAACCCUAAAUUCUAAACCCUAAACUCCACCCCUUGAGUGCUAUUUUUGUGACUUUUGGCAUUGAGUGCUAGUUUGGGAACAAAAACUUGAUUUAGUGCUAUUUUGGUCUUUUUUUCAAUUCAAAUCUAUACUAAUAAAGUUGACUAGAAAGGCUCCACAAUGCGCCACCUCAGCGAAGGCUAUUCCAAAAUGUGACACGUGGCGUUAUUUUUUCAUUCUUUGUUUCUGAAAAAUGGGUUGUUUACUUACGAAAGUCUCAUGUUCCAUUUGAUUUAUUUGUUUGGGCCUAUCAUUAUUUCAGAAUCUCGGUCCAAAAGUCUUUCUUCUUCGAUCAAGUAUGGUCGGAACAAAUUAGCCAACAAAAACUGUUGGUUUACAUAACGCCCUCCCCCCGAAUUCAGUCAACCACAAUAAUGAUCUCAUUAAUGUCGUUCUCAUCACUACCUCCACUCUCUCGCAUUCAUUAGUUCACUCACACCACCAUGGAAACGUCUGAAAACUACACCUAUAACUAUAAAUACCAUAGUUGGAUUCAGUAAAAAUCAAUAAUCCCAUCAAAUCAUUUCGCAUUCUCUCUUCUUAUCAAAAAAAAAAAAUCCACAUCCUCUCUCUGCAGUUCAGCUAUAUUUAAUGGACACAGUGACCUACUUCUAACUGAAUUGAAAGCCGAAUGUUGUCCUAAACCAAUCGAGGUGCGAUUGCUCAUGUUGGGAGGGUUGGAAUGCAAAGAAAGAAAGUGAACUCAUGGGUGUGACAUGCUCUUGGUAGAUGAAAGGUAAACACAAAGAAGGUGAGAUGGAUGGUUGAUAAUUUCACGAGGCUCUCUGGUGAAUCGCGGUUCAUGGACCAUGGUAAGUAUGAAGUAUCAUAUGCAAAAACAUCAACCCCAUAAAAUUCUUUCCAUAACACGACUUCCCAGAUAUCAUAAUAUAACAUUAUCUCAAAAUGAGGACACAACACAAAAAGAAAAACAAACACAAAAUUGCUUAAAAAAUAUUUACAAUGAAGGUUAAGUUUCGUGCAUCUCAACACACAAUUUCCAUAACAAUAUUACAUAACAAAUAAAAAAUUACAAUAAAAAAAUGUGCAAACAAAAAAUAAGAAAACAUGUGACACCACUUACGUUUCAACUAU